AUGAGAAAGAUGUCAAAAGAAUACGAAAUGAGUCAAGGAUCGAUGAGAACUAUUGUCAAGGACAAGCUGAAGAUGAUUCCCUACCGUAUGCAGAAAGGAGCCUUCCUCAAUCAAAAAAACAAGACAUUGCGCAUGAAAAAGGCUCGAAAGUUGCUCGCUGGCACGAAAGAUGGCUCGCAUCUGACGACGCUAUUUACCGACGAGAAAAUCUUCACUGUGGAGCCGAACAAGAACGGCCAAAAUCAUCGGAUCAUCGCUACUGACUAUCAGAGUGCCUGUGAAAAAGGAAAAAUUCUGAAUAAAACUUCGCAUCCGGCUUCCGUGAUGGUUUUUGCCGGAAUUAUCGCUGACGGCAAAACUACGUUGAUUUUUGUGGAUCCUGGAGUCAAAGUGAACCAAGUAUACUACAGGGCGUAG
Caenorhabditis auriculariae is the source of this 417-nucleotide messenger RNA. The record is from the annotation of a GenBank genome assembly. NCBI's taxonomy places the organism in Eukaryota, Metazoa, Nematoda, Chromadorea, Rhabditida, Rhabditidae.